Molecule: messenger RNA, 732 nt
Organism: Pyrenophora tritici-repentis Pt-1C-BFP
Lineage: Eukaryota; Fungi; Ascomycota; Dothideomycetes; Pleosporales; Pleosporaceae
Source: RefSeq, a predicted model, not a curated record
AUGACCUGUCCCAACUGCGAACAGUCGUCUUACUGCGGGAAGCGGCACCAACGCAACGAUUUCGAAAAAACACAAAAUCCUCUGCAAACAGUUGCCGAAUUUCCUGGAGCAGAACCGCCCAGCACCUACAGGCCCAAAUUCCAUCUGACGCCGCGCCAUUUACUUCAAUCCAGCAAAAACAGAACCGGAGUUUGUGUGGGUCGAAAGGAUGAGAAUAGGAAACCCAAGCCCAGGAUCAAGCCUUUGCUCUUAACCGAUGAGGAAUUAGCAAGAAAGAAGGCCGAGGAGGCUGCGAGCAAGAACAAGACAAAGACAAAGACCAGGCCAAAGAGCAAGACGGAUAGCAAGUCCAAGAGCAAAGCCCAGAAAAAGGUUCUGUCACACUGCAUUAACGUACGCUAUCGUGAUAACUUCAUGGAUGACAAAUCGAUCACGAACAGCGUUGCGACUGCAAUGAUUCACGGCGAACUGGCAAAGAGACUGACAGAUGAGGAAAAGAAGGGGAAGAAGACUGUAGAUGAACAGGUGGAAAAAGAGGAAGGUAAAUUGAAAGAAUGGAAAGGUCCGAUGCUAUUCCACGGCAUGAAAGAUCUCAACAAUGUUCCCGGCAUGGGAACGAUGAGUUUCAAAUCAGGCGUGCCUAGUACAGAUCUCGAGGUUCGAGAUCUUAGGUAUAUCAUUAAUUGGCUAGCUGGGUACGACAAGGAUGAUGCCCCUGAAUUUGGCUCUUGA